Molecule: messenger RNA, 703 nt
Organism: Panicum hallii
Lineage: Eukaryota; Viridiplantae; Streptophyta; Magnoliopsida; Poales; Poaceae
Product: gibberellin-regulated protein 12-like
Exons: 4
Coding region: 155-472 (105 amino acids)
Source: RefSeq, a predicted model, not a curated record
CGGCGACGAUCUCUUACCAUCUUCUUCCUCUGCUUGCUUCUUCUUCCCCCAUCUUCUUGGUCCGCACAAUUAGUAAGAGUUUGAGCUUUGCAUUAUAUACUGCCUCGAUUCGGGUCGUUUCAAUCGGUCGUCCGUGCAUCAGGCGCUCUAAGACAUGGCCAAGGGCAAGCCAAUGGCGGCGUUGCUCCCAAUCUGCUUCCUCUUCCUCCUCGCGCUCGCUUCCGCCGCCGAGAUCAUCGACAAUAAUGGUGUCGUUGUUGAAGACAUGAACAGUGGUGAUGACAUCGACAACCAUCACCACAAGGGCAACAACGAUGGCAAGGGAAAACUCAAGCCUUCUCAGUGCGGCGGGGAGUGCCGGCGGAGAUGUUCCAAGACGCACCACAAGAAGCCGUGCCUCUUCUUCUGCAACAAGUGCUGCGCCAAGUGCCUCUGCGUGCCUCCAGGAACCUACGGCAACAAGGAAACCUGACCCUGCUACAACAACUGGAAGACCAAGGAAGGAGGGCCCAAGUGCCCUUGACCUCCCUCCUGUUUUUUGUUUUGUUUGGCCCAGCCGCCCGUAGUAUUAACUUACUUGGUGGGCUUUGGAUAGUAGGUCAGGGCCUGCUGGGAUUCAUUCUGUUCUCCGAAUUGAAUCAAUCCUUUCACUAGCAGUGUGAAUGUGUGAUGAGCAGUGCAGAAUGCUAGACUGAAUGAUGAU